Messenger RNA from Cynara cardunculus var. scolymus (artichoke), 2671 nucleotides. Its product is annotated as AUGMIN subunit 5-like. Lineage: Eukaryota; Viridiplantae; Streptophyta; Magnoliopsida; Asterales; Asteraceae. The record is from RefSeq and is a predicted model, not a curated record. Gene Ontology annotation, cellular component: spindle microtubule; HAUS complex. The transcript has 10 exons. The coding region runs from base 1 to 2418 and encodes 805 amino acids. Gene Ontology annotation, biological process: spindle assembly.
AUGCAGAGCUCGUCGACGAGCUCUGUCGUCCAACCAGAAGCCAUAUUAGAAUGGCUUCAGAAGGAAAUGGAUUAUAGACCUCUAGGUCCGUACCUUGCUUCAAGUAAGGCAUCAAUGCCAUCAUCUGAUGCAAUUCGCAGGGUUUGUCGUGGGAAUAUGAUUCCUAUUUUUCAUUUUCUAUUGAAGAGGGUUAAAUCGGUGAAGACGGUAAGAGAUAUCCGGCGUAACAUCCUCGUCCAUGGCAGAGAAGACAAUGCUGGUGGUCGCGGUAGUGCGGAUGCUGCCAAAAAUGGCGAGGUUGGGAAAGGGAGUAAAGGAGGGAGGAGGAAAGAGAAACUAAGGGGGACGGAUAGUGAAAGUACGAGUGCAGGGCAGGGCAGUAACAGAGAGACAGCUCUGCAGGAGAGAGAAUCAGCUGAAAAGGAGGUAGAGAGAUUGAGGCAUACUGUGAGACGCCAAAGGAAGGAGUUGAAGGCUCGGAUGUUGGAGGUUUCACGUGAAGAGGCUGAUCGCAAGCGUAUGCUUGAUGAAAGAUCAAAUUACAGGCAUAAGCAGGUGGUGUUGGAAGCUUAUGGUGAACAGUGUGAUGUAGCAGCUAGGAUAUUUGUCGAGUAUUGUAAGCGUCUUUGCUCCUAUGUUAAUCAAGUAAAAGAUGCUCAGAGACUGGAGGCUGAUUCUUCAAUGGAACUAGUCACCAGUUCCCAAGUGGACAGUGAGAAAGGCACAGUUUAUUCUACAGUGAAAGGUUCAAAACCAUCAGAGGAUGUAGUUCUUGUUGAGACGAGCAGGGAAAGGAAUAUCCGUAAGGCAUGUGAAUUGCUUGCAUUAAAGAUGAUUGAAAAGAUCCACAACUCUUUUCCUGCAUAUGAAGGAAGUGGUAUCCAUUUGAAUCCACAACUAGAAACUGCUAAGUUAGGCAUUGAUGUCGACGGGGAUAUACCUGAUGAGGUCCGAGAUGUUAUUCUUAAUUGUCUCAGAAGUCCUUCUCAGUUACUUCUGGCUGUAACCACUUACACUCAAAGGUUGAAAGCUAUGAUUGCUAAAGAAAUAGAGAGAACUGAUGUUAGAGCUGAUGCAGAAACAUUAAGGUACAAGUACGAGAAUAAUAAAGUAAUGGAUGCUUCUCCUGAUGUAAGCGCACCAUUACAGUUUCAACUUUAUGGUAAUGGUAAUACUGGGCUUGACAUGCCUUCAAAAGGAACUCAAAAUCAACUUCUUGAAAGACAGAAAGCACAUGUUCAGCAGUUUGUGGCUACUGAAGAUCAACUCAACAAAGCUGCGGAAGCUAAAAGUGCGUGCCAAAAGCUUUUAAAGCGUCUAUCUGGAAGCAGUGAUGUAGACUCCUUAUUGUCACUCGAUGUUGGAGGGACCUCACAGAAUAUGAGUAGUCUCAGGCAGUUGGAGCUGGAGGUGUGGGCCAAGGAAAGAGAAGCUGCUGGAUUAAAGGCCAGCUUGACCACAUUGAUGACUGAAGUUCAACGGUUGGACAUGUUGUGUAAAGAGAGGAAGGAAGCUGAAGAUUCUUUAAAGAAGAAGUGGAAGAAAAUUGAAGAGUUUGAUGCUCGAAGAUUGGAGCUUAACUCGAUCUACAAUGCUCUUAUGAGAGCAAACACGGAUGCUGCUGCAUUCUGGAGUCAGCAGCCCUUAGCUGCAAGGGAGCAUGCAUCAAAUACCGUGAUUCCAGCAUGUACAGUUGUUAUUGGCAUAGUAAAGAGCGCAAAAGAUCUUAUUGAUAAAGAAGUGUCGGCGUUUUCUCGGAGUCCUGACAAUAGCCUUUAUAUGCUUCCAUCAACCCCUCAGGCACUCUUGGAGUCUAUGGGUCUUAAUGGUUCUACUGGACCUGAAGCAGUCGCUGUUGCAGAAAAGAAUGCCGCCUUACUGACUGCAAGAGCUGGUUCUGGAGAUCCAUCUGCAAUUCCUUCCAUAUGCCGUGUUUCUGCAGCCCUUCAGUAUCAUGCAGGCUUUGAUGGUUCAGAAGCUAGCUUAGCAUCAGUGUUGGAAUCAAUGGAAUUUUGUCUGAAAUUGCGUGGUUCCGAGGCUUGUGUAUUGGAGGACUUAUCAAAGGCCAUCAAUUUGGUUCAUAUAAGAAGGGAUCUUGUCGAAAGUGGCCAUGCAUUAUUAAAUCAUGCUUAUAAUGCUCAAAAAGAAUUUAAGAGGAGCACGAGUUACUGUUUAGAUCUGGCUUCCGAACAAGAAGAGAUAAUCAUGAAGAAGUGGUUGCCUGAGCUAAGGAAUGGAACUGUGAAUGCUCAGAGAUCUCUGGAUGAUUGCAAAUAUGUCAGUGGUUUGCUUGAUGAAUGGUGGGAACAACCAGCAUCGACAGUUGUUGAUUGGGUAACCGUGGAUGGACAAAACGUUGCUGCUUGGCAUAAUCAUGUGAAGCAACUUCUUGCAUAUUACGACAAGGAACUUCUGUGACUAGACAUUCCUCUAGAAGGUUCCUUCUUAGCCUCUUUGCUUUCCCCGCUUCAUCGUAAUUCAGGCAUCUGUUUGGGACCUUGCAGCUGCUAGUCACCCGUGGACUUACCAGAAUGAUGACAUAUAUCUUCCAAGGGGAGGUGGCGAGGUGCACAUACGAAACUCUGUAUAGAAGGCCGUAAUCUUUGUAUAAAAGUGUUAUUUCUAGUCAUGGGGUUCUGCAUCACCUUUUCUUGCUUUAUUUUUGCUAUAU